This is a messenger RNA of Funneliformis mosseae, 573 nucleotides long. The record is from the annotation of a GenBank genome assembly. NCBI's taxonomy places the organism in Eukaryota, Fungi, Glomeromycota, Glomeromycetes, Glomerales, Glomeraceae.
AUGUAUCCUAAUCCAUUUGGCGCUGAAAUUGGUUCCUCUUCGGGUUGGUUCGCUUCCGAAAGCUUUAGACAGCGUGGUAAAGAAAAUUCUUUAAAAGAUUUGGAAACGAAAAUUAAGGAAUUUGAGCAAAGUAACGAAGAGUUGCGUUCACGAUUCAAAUAUUUAGAAGAAAAAUUUAGAGAGCGAGAUGCAGAAACCAAAGCCCAUAUCAAUAAUUUAGAUGAAAAGAUUAGAGAACGUGAAGAAAAGCAAGAAAUUAUUAAUGAAUUAGAAAAGAGAAUCAGCUGUACAGAACAAGAGGACGUCCAAAUGAAGGCUCAACGAAUUCAAUUAACAAGACUUCAAUUGAUAAUACCAUCACACAGAAGGUACACCAGUCCAUUUUUGAAACUUAAAAUUUACGCUCAACGUCUUUGGUGGAUUGAUAUGAUUUUACUAGAUUUCCUUUGUUUCGGUUUUUUGGAGAUUUUAAACUUACGCUCAAGUCCACCUCGUAUUAGUCACAGGCAUUUACGGUCUACAGACGGUCAUUUGUUGAUCACAAAUAUUUUUUAUGGCAAAGAGGAUCUGUAG